This is a messenger RNA of Parnassius apollo (apollo), 201 nucleotides long. Lineage: Eukaryota; Metazoa; Arthropoda; Insecta; Lepidoptera; Papilionidae. The record is from the annotation of a GenBank genome assembly.
GGCCCAUUAGCACAACACAUGAAAUGCCGACAGCGGCUGACAUGCAACUCGCUGCAGCUAUUGGCUCUAAAGGAACAAGCACGUGCACAGUUACAGCAUUGGUUUUGCUGCCAGCUUCAGCUCAGUCGUUACUGGCAGUCAAAUGAAAACAUUAUAGAAAAUUGUUUAAGGCAUCACGCUGAAUAUCUACGCACCAUGUGA